Molecule: messenger RNA, 914 nt
Organism: Alexandromys fortis (reed vole)
Lineage: Eukaryota; Metazoa; Chordata; Mammalia; Rodentia; Cricetidae
Gene: Myl10
Product: myosin light chain 10
Exons: 9
Coding region: 52-819 (255 amino acids)
Cellular component (GO): mitochondrion; cytoplasm
Molecular function (GO): calcium ion binding
Source: RefSeq, a predicted model, not a curated record
CAGAAAUCUGGGACAGAGACCAAGGCCCAGUGACACCCUCUCCUUUGGCAGAUGUUGACAGAUAACAGCUGGAUCCUCCUCACAGGAAAAAGGCUUCCGUGUCUCACACCUUGUUACUGCUGUUCACUCCAAAGCCGGGUGCAGCUUCCUGGGUUUUCCAUCACAUUACUCUGCCUUGCCUCAGGCAAGACAAUGGAGCCGUCUAACAAUGGACUGAUUCCGGUCAUUGAGCGUGAGUUCCAGCCCAGCAGUCCGUGCAGAUGCUCAACUGAAUUGCUGAGAAGACAAGCUUGGGAAAUGCGCUCCCUGUCGCAGCGGGCACCCAGAAGAGCCCGGAAAAGAGCAGAAGGCACAGCCAGUUCCAAUGUCUUCUCGAUGUUCGACCAGUCCCAGAUUCAGGAGUUUAAAGAGGCCUUCACUAUCAUGGACCAGAACCGGGAUGGCUUCAUCGACAAGGAGGACCUGAGGGACACCUUCGCCGCACUGGGUCGCAUAAAUGUCAAGAAUGAGGAGCUGGAAGCCAUGGUGAAGGAAGCUCCAGGGCCCAUCAACUUCACAGUCUUCCUGACCAUGUUUGGGGAGAAACUCAAGGGCACGGACCCAGAGGAGACCAUACUGCAUGCCUUCAAAGUGUUUGACACGGAAGGAAAAGGCUUUGUCAAGGCUGACUUCAUUAAGGAAAAGCUCAUGACCCAGGCUGACCGCUUCAGUGAGGAGGAGGUCAAGCAGAUGUUUGCAGCUUUCCCACCCGAUGUCUGUGGCAACUUAGACUACAGGAAUCUGUGCUAUGUCAUCACACACGGCGAGGAGAAGGACUAGAAGACGCCCCUCCUCCGUACCUGGAGUCAGCCAAGAUUGGCUGGGUGGGGGGACCAGCGCGUGGCUCCCGUUGCUAGUGUGUGCAGGGAAAACAG